Eupeodes corollae is the source of this 672-nucleotide messenger RNA. It is a transcript of the gene MED21, whose product is annotated as mediator of RNA polymerase II transcription subunit 21. The record is from RefSeq and is a predicted model, not a curated record. Gene Ontology annotation, biological process: regulation of transcription by RNA polymerase II. The transcript has 2 exons. Gene Ontology annotation, cellular component: mediator complex. Lineage: Eukaryota; Metazoa; Arthropoda; Insecta; Diptera; Syrphidae. Gene Ontology annotation, molecular function: transcription coregulator activity. The coding region runs from base 163 to 588 and encodes 141 amino acids.
GCCCAUCUUGAAAUAGAUUUGUCACUGGCAUUUGUUACUUCAUCCAAACAAAUUAAACACAAAAAAAAACAAUUUUAUUUAUUCCUAAUUUCUCCCACAAGUGCAAACAAAUCUUUCAAGAUUUCUUUCCAUUUUGAUUCAUAUACUCCUACGUCCCCAGACAUGGCCGACCGACUAACUCAAUUACAGGACACAGUAAACCAGCAAGCGGAACACUUCUGCAAUGCAAUCGGUAUCAUCCAACAAACAUCGUAUCCUAGCAAAUUCCCAAUUUUCGACAGAACGGGCAAUCAAACACCCGUACAAAAUCAAACCCAAGAUGACUUUGCCCAACUCUUCGCUCAAUUAAUUUCACGCUGUGCCAAAGACAUCGAUACUCUCAUUGAGUCCCUACCCAACGAAGACAAUUCCACCGAAUUGCAGAAUCAAAGCCUCAAACGACUUGAAGUCGAAAAUCAAGAAUCAUCAGAACGUCUCGAAGAAAUCGUCCACAAAGGAGAACUGCUUCUCGAGAAAAUACAAAUUGCCUUGGAAGAUAUAGCCCAAGCCCAAUUGGACAUGCAAAUUACAUUCAAAAACAAUAAAUAAAAUUUCUAUCCAUAUUUUUACCAAGUUUGUAUGUUUUUUUUUGUUUGUUUUAUUAAAUAAAAGAGUACGAGUUUUAAAACACAA